This is a messenger RNA of Paramacrobiotus metropolitanus, 1755 nucleotides long. RefSeq names its product myosin-7-like. The coding region runs from base 1 to 1755 and encodes 584 amino acids. The transcript is spliced from 2 exons. The record is from RefSeq and is a predicted model, not a curated record. NCBI's taxonomy places the organism in Eukaryota, Metazoa, Tardigrada, Eutardigrada, Parachela, Macrobiotidae.
AUGAACCAGACAAAGGUCACCGGGGAGGACAAACCCACAGAAAGGGGAGCGGAACCAGUUGGAGCAUCACAGCUGGAUGCUACCACUAGCGGAACAAAUGAACAGGAUAAAAACGUAAACCUGGCUCAAGUGGAAGAUGGAAACACAAAGGUCACCGAAGAGAACUUGGCCGAACUGGGACUGGAUGACCUUUCACUGAACGAUAGGACUGCAGGCGACGACCUUUGGGCAACUCCAAUGGUCUCCGAUGAAUCGAACGAGUCCUACUUCACGGAUGAUGAAGCGACGAUGAACAUGUCCUUCCAAACCGCGAUGAAGGAAGCCGACCGCGCUGAAGGUAUGACACGAUUUAAGGACAUACCCGAGCACCUUAUUGAAAGGACACAAACUGGAAAGGUCAUCAAUGUUAGACCGCCAUCACCGAACAGCCCCACGUCAACUCUCAAGAGACGCGUGAAGGAGUUGGAAGAAGAACUCGAAGCCAAGGAAGGCCUAGUGACGAAGAAGAAACAGGAAUAUCAAAAUCGGAUAGGAUCUCUGGAUGCUCGUAUUUAUGAGCUGGAACAACAACAGGUGGAUUUGGAGAGUGCAGCGGACGAAUGGAAGAUCAAAUACGAGCGUGAAAAAGAACUCGCUGAAGAGUACUUGAAAAUGGUGGAUGACAGAGAAAUGGAAGGUCAUCUUGCGGUCAGUGACCUCAACGAGAGCAUGUCAGAGGAAUCAGCCGAAAGGUCACGGCACUUAGCGGAAUUGAAGGACGAAUGUGACUCACUGAAACUUAAGGUCACCGAAGCGGAAGCCAAGCGAGACGAAUACGCGGCCAAACUCGUCGACGUGACCCAACGAUUGCUGACAAACACUAACGAAGUGUUUAAGUUGAGAAAUGAAUUGAAGUUACGGGACGAGAACAUUGGAACCCUUCAGAAAGAAUCACAAGAUCAUCAGAAGAGAGCCGAUGACGCUGUCAAAGUGGCUAAGGACCUGAGGGAGCUCACAGCCACUGAAGGUGUGAGGUUGAAGAAUGAAAUUAAGCAGGUGAUGGAAGAGAACAAGUCGUUGAAAGAAGAUGUUCAAAAGGUCACCGAAGAGAAUACUGAGUUGAAAAAGACUGCUAAGACAAUUGCCCAGCAAGGCAUGAGGUGGGAACACGAGGCACACCUCCUGGAUGAAAAGGUCACGGUACUUGAAUUGAAAGAUAAGGAGUGGCAACAAUCAGUCCACCAGAAGACGCAGGAGAUUAUCAAGCUCAACACGGAGCUGAUUGAUAUGACCCAAACGGUGAUGACAAGAGAAGAUGAGGUCACCCAGACGAAAAACCAACUGAAAGCAGCAGUUGAGGAAUACACGAAGCUGGAAAGGGAUGUGACCCAGUUGGCGGAACACAUUAAAAAGGUGGAGAAUGACACUGAAAAGGUCAUUCAGGAGAAGACUUUCCAACUCCACCAACAUAUGUUAAAGGUCAAGGAGGAGAAUCAGAACUUGAAAACGGAGAAAGAGGAAGUCCAGUUGAAAGUCCGUCGCCUUGAGGAUGAGAAUAAGGCGCUUGUUAUGUCUAACAAGCACAAAGAUGAACAGCUUCUGCAAUAUGGAGUCAGGACUUCAACAGUGGAGUCGCCCCCGCCCAGUUACAACCCCCCAGCCGGCAGGAGCGUCCAAGGAAAUCCCGGUAUGGAAAGGCGAAACGAAAUCAAAGUGAUGAUGGAAGUAGCGAAGAAGAUGACGACCAAAGAGCGGAAAAUACAGCCGUGCAAUUGA